Betta splendens (Siamese fighting fish) is the source of this 595-nucleotide messenger RNA. It is a transcript of the gene mdfic2, whose product is annotated as MyoD family inhibitor domain containing 2. The record is from RefSeq and is a predicted model, not a curated record. Bases 14 to 448 code for a protein of 144 amino acids. Lineage: Eukaryota; Metazoa; Chordata; Actinopteri; Anabantiformes; Osphronemidae. The transcript is spliced from 2 exons.
UUCUUCAGAAAGGAUGCAGACUGACACGCAAACUAAGACCGAGGCCAGUAAAGACUCAGCCACUCAGCGGUCCAGAGAGUGCAGCCUGUCCUCCUCCCCUCUGUUCUCUCUAAAAAUGUACCUACAGAGAUCAUCCUCCACAGACUCGUCCAUCGGAGCCUCUCUGUCUUCAUCCCAGCAAACCAGCACAGUUGACUGUGCAGGAAUGGUCCUCAGCUGUCUCUUUUGCCGGUUCUACGAUUUGAUGUUCAUGCUGCCGGACUCCUGUGGGAGAUUCGCUAAUCACUGCUGCCCCAACCGCAAACAAGUCGCCCCGACAGCGGAGUCCACCCCCAGCACCGACGAGGACUUCUGGACUGAAAUGGACUGUGGUCUGUUCACCUCCUGUCAUGACGCCAACGACUGCCUAGAGCUGGCUAUGGAGGUUUCUGAAUUAUGCUACCACUAAUAGCGGGUCCAUGCUGUAGCAGUCAUCAAGGGAACAUUUAUGGGAAAACCAAAAAUGAGACUAUUCCGUGUGAUGUUGAAUUCUGGGAGAUGAACACAAAUAAAGGCAAAGAAAACAAAGCUGUACAAUGUGUAAUGUGUCAAAAUA